GAGUUGGAGAUUUCAUCAUUCCCUUCCUGAUUCGAGUGACACUCUUCUGUUUCCGCGGCGCCGGCACCCGCCCCCGCCCCCGGCGGCACCGGCAGGCUGCUGCAGGACUGAGCACCUCAAACCCUACCCCACCAGAGUAGGGUUUCUCGGUAGGGCUCGGAUGGAUUCCCAGAGUCGGAGGGAGCGGGCACGCCGCGCCUUCGACGCCAUGAAGCCUCUGGGCUGCUCCAAGAAGGAGGUCAUCCCCGUCCUCAAGAACCUCCUCCACCUCUUCGACAACUCCUGGGAGCUCAUCGAGGACGAUGGCUACCGCGCCCUCGCCAACGCCAUCCUCGAAGCCCGCGACCGCCCCCAGGAUGAUGGGGACCAGGAGCAUUACAGCAACACUACAAGAGGGGUUCGGCUUCCUCCGGAGGGGGAGGACUGCCGGCCCCGGCCUUCUACUUCCCGUGCCAUCCACGGCGGUCCUUGCGACUUGGAUAGUGGGACCGAGGCCCUUCGCAUCAAGAGGCCCAGGAUCAGCGCUACUAGUGUCACAGCAGGUCGCUCUAUUGAUCCCAGGUCUCACGCCUCCGCGGCGCAAGCGCUAGAUGGACCUAUAGGUGUUUCGUCUGAGCUGAACCAUCCACAGAUCGGGGCCUCAACCCGAUAUCAUCGGCCCACCGCAGAUGGCGUGCCUUCACUGGGGAAUGCUGCACAAAAGAGGGCAAUACAGAUGAUGGAUGAAGAUUUCCAACAUGCCGUCUUCUUGAGGGAGCCUAAACCUGAACCUGAUACUGAUGAUCUACAAUGCACUGCCCCUGCAUCCAGCUGUCAGAAUGCCCAACCUGGCUGCAUUACUUCCCAUCUGCUCAAUGCCAGCACCUCAGAUACUCCACCUGUUCAUGCUCCAUUACAGAUUUCAGGUGCUAAUGGCAGGACAGCCCAGCAUUAUAGAAGAAGUGCGGCGUCUACUUCCUUUGUUGAACCUAUAAAUAGCAUGAUGAAGCAACCUCAAAGUCUGGGAAAUGGGUUGGACUAUGCAACUGUGAUGCACAAUUCUGGGACAGGAUCUGCAGCUGGAAAAACUCAGGAAGCACCUUGUUUACACACUAUUGUAGCUUCAUCCGCUAUGGGUGAGGUUGAGAUGUCAAUCAAAUGCAGCAUAGACCCAUCAAAAUUCCACAUGCCUGAUUUAGCAGCAGUUUUCAAGAUGGUUGAGGAAAAAUGUCUUCGCUCACACAAGAGUCUCCCACCUGAUUUUUCCAUAGCUGGCCUCAUCAAGCAGAUAUGCCAGUGUGUCGCACAACUAGGCAGUGAUCAUACUGCAGAACAUAAUAAACAAUCAGAUGCUUCUGGCAAUGUUGGAAGCUCACAGAAUAAGCCAACAACGAGUACUGCCCCAUCCUUGAAACCAAUUGAUUGCAUGAACAGCAGAAGCGGGAAAUGCAAAGCUGUAGAAGAAUCAUUGAUUAUGGAAGCUUCAGAGAAUGGCCCACCAAAUUCAACUACUGAUCAGCAGGCCCAUUUGGCACUAUCUCCCAAUGGGUCUACCCAUGAUUUAUCUGACAUAUCAAAGGGACAAGAAAGAUCAAGUAUAUCAGCGGUAAACGAAUUUGGUAGUGAGAAUUGUUUACCUUCCUUUUAUUAUAUACCAAGAAAUCUUGUUUCCCAAGAGUCCUAUGUUAACUCUGUUGAAACAAUUGGUGACAAGGAUUGUUGUUCUGAUUGCUUUGGCAACUGCUUGUAUGCCCCUGAACCAUGUGCCUGUGCAAGAAAAACUGGUGGUGAAUUUGCAUAUACACCAGAUGGAUUGGUUAGGACAGAGUUUCUUGAUAAGUGUGUCUCUAUGAACCGAUUUCCAGAAAAACAUAAUAUGUUCUUCUGUAAAUCUUGCCCACUUGAGAGGAUCAGGAACGAGCCUUCACCAGAGCUUUGCAGGGGCCAUAUUGUUAGGAAAUUUAUCAAGGAAUGCUGGAGUAAAUGUGGUUGUAACAUGGAAUGUGGUAACCGUGUAGUUCAACGUGGUAUAACAUGCAAUCUGCAGGUGUUUUCAACACGGGAAGGGAAGGGGUGGGGGCUACGCACACUUGAUGAACUUCCAAAAGGAGCUUUUGUCUGUGAAUAUGUUGGGGAGUUGCUAACAAAUACGAAGCUACAUGAAAUGACUACUCAAAACAUGCACAGUGCUAGGUACUCAGUGCUCUUAGAUGCUGGUUGGGGUCCUGAUGGGGUGCUGAAGGAUGAAGAAGCUUUAUGCCUGGAUGCGACAUUUUGUGGGAAUGUUGGGAGGUUCAUCAACCACAGAUGCUACGAUGCAAAUUUAGUUGAGAUCCCUGUUGAAGUGGAGACGCCAGAUCAUCACUAUUAUCAUUUUGCAUUUUUCACAACCAAGAAGGUGGAGGCAUUUGAGGAGCUCACGUGGGAUUAUGGUAUUGAUUUUGAUGGUGAUAAGCAUCCUGUCAAAUCAUUUGAAUGCUUGUGUGGAAGCAGAUACUGCCGCGGUAGAAAGCAUUCGAGGAGGCUAGGCAAAGCUGCUUCGAAAUGAAGCGUUGGCUGAAAGCGGCAGUGCAUGUUCUGGGAAAGCGAACGGACUAAUCAGUUUUAGAGUUUGUUACUGUUAGGGUGGUGGCUAAGAUGUCUUGUUAACCUAUGCUAUGCAGCUAUCAGGAGGAGACCUGAGCUUAUGCAUUGAUGAAGUGGCAGUCUGGUGUUGAAGGGGCCGGCUUGCAUUAUGGAAUGCAUACCAUGCCCGCUGUGCUUGACUGCGGAACGUGAAAUUCAAUGAGACUGAUGCAUACCAUGCUCGCUGUGCUUGACUGCGGAACGUGAAAUUCAAUGAGACUGACUGUAGUAGGCUCCCAGAUAAUAGCGGCAUCUUUGCUUGUAUCUAUGAAAGAUUUGUCAUGUUACUUGAUUGUUUCGUUAUGUUUCUGGGCAGCUCGCCAACUCAUCCAUGAAUGAGUACUGUCCCCAUGCAGUUCGCAUAUGCUACAUGGGGCAGGUUCCUUUUUUUAAAAAGAAAGAUCAAGCAUAUCCAAAAUAACAUUUUGGAGUAUUUUUUAAUUUUUAUAGUGACUAAUGUAGGUAAUUCAAAUUUAUUGUAUUGGCGGUUUUGAUGCAA
This is a messenger RNA of Sorghum bicolor (sorghum), 3103 nucleotides long. RefSeq names its product probable inactive histone-lysine N-methyltransferase SUVR2. The record is from RefSeq and is a predicted model, not a curated record. Gene Ontology annotation, molecular function: zinc ion binding; histone methyltransferase activity; protein binding. Lineage: Eukaryota; Viridiplantae; Streptophyta; Magnoliopsida; Poales; Poaceae. The coding region runs from base 161 to 2527 and encodes 788 amino acids. Gene Ontology annotation, cellular component: nucleus. The transcript is spliced from 8 exons.